AUGUCUCAAUCUGAUUCCGGCGCAACCAACACCACCAUCGAGAAGGGGGGAAACGCCGAGCUCGACGUAAUUAAGGUGCUCGAGGGGCAUCUGUCCCCGGACUCUCUUCGGGAUCACAAACCGCGGGUGCCUCGCUCUAAGAAGGAGGCGCCUAGGAAGGCGACAUCUGGCCCAUCCCCAUCUGAGCUCACCAAAACAGAGGCGCCAACGACCACGAAAGCAUCGAAGGCGCCCGCCGUUGCCAAGGCCUCAAAGACGCCUGAAACCUCUGCUCAAGCGCCCUGCACCACCAACCAGAGUAAUUUUCCUUGUCCCUUUCUUCUCUGA
Linum trigynum is the source of this 327-nucleotide messenger RNA. The record is from the annotation of a GenBank genome assembly. Lineage: Eukaryota; Viridiplantae; Streptophyta; Magnoliopsida; Malpighiales; Linaceae.